AUGAGGGUGCGGGACCAGCAACAGUCCCCGAAGCUACUCCUCGAGCCUGCCAGCAGCCCAAUACCUUACCCAGUUCAUAGGAACGGCACGGACGGGCUCAGCCUUAUCUUUGACGGCGCCCACACCAUACAUGAGGCUGAGAAGCAAACAAUAGGUGCGGCGUGUAGACUCGCACCUACGUGUGCUUCGGCAAGUAGCCUUGAAGACAGAGUAGACAAACACGCCUGUUCCCCUGAGCUCUCGCCGGUUGGUCAUUAUCGGUCAUCUUCGACCAACUUCGACCAAUGCAACCCACGAUUUGUCAUGGAACUAGAUCGAGGCGAAGGCGCUUGGGAGCGGUUGAAAAUAGCGCAAAUUGACCGGGCAAAACUAGACGCAGCUGACCACUACGUUGAGGCAUUUCCGACAUUAUGCCGCACUUUCAGGUUCGGGCGAGUUGCUGACAGAGCACACAACCCAAUCACAUUUGCCGCAUUCCCGAGCGUUGUAGCGCUUCAACGUUUCUUUAUCGCCCGCUUACGUAGGCAGCCAAACAAGAAGAGCCAAUUAACUGUCUGUCGCAUUUGCGGGAGCAUGCUCGGGCGACGCUUGCCGUUCGGGCCUGUCACGGCUCAUGCGAUGUUGCACAUGACCUCAUCCAUCAUAAACAUGUCACCACGUUCAACCGCCAGGCUCUCAUUUCACUGCAACCCAUUCAAUCAGUACCAUGUCCAAGGAGCCACUCCUCCUACAAUAUCGUCAUUGGCUGUUGAUCUAGCGAAGAAGAGAUUGAAAGACGAGAUGGCACAAGUCGACACCAACCCCGAUCUUCCGCCAGACUAUGCGGUGGAUGCUGGUACAGUCUCAGAGAAUUUGCCGCCAGAUACACUCCGGCUGGCUGGCCGAUUUGUCCAUUCCGCCAACACCCGGAAUGCGGAUGCGCCGGGAAUUUUCGAGAUCAACCACCAAAUAGACUUCUUACGAGAAACCGAUAGACUUGUGGAGUUCAGCCGCAUCGACUACAGUAUCAAGAAAAGGCCUGAUGAGUCGAACCGUCUGCCCGAAAUUGUCUCCAACUCGAGGCACAUCUUCAAUUUGGAGCGCCCACCUGCCAUUCUCCAGGAGACCUUCCCGUACUACAUCAAACCAACAUCUCGGAGUGGUUUGGGUAGCAUCGGGCUCAAGUUUUUGAAGAUUGGCAAGAGCGAAUGCAAGGCCUGGCUGGUGGGCCGGCGGAAGGCGAGUGACAGGACCGAGUAUUACGAGGCGCGAGAGCUACUGUUCGACGUUCGCCGCAACAACCAAGUUUUCGACUGGCUUGACGGUAAUGGAACAAGAUUGGCAGUUGAGGAGUCCAACAGCGGCAUGUACAGUCUCAACAUUCUGGUCUCCCUGGACCGGGCGAUGCGUGAUGCUCUGGCGGCCGUGUGGUGUACCAGGCUUUGGUAUUUGAGAGCUGUAUUGUUCCAUAAGAAACGUACCUGGAAAGACAACUUGGGGCCAAAGGGUGAACUCGGGGCGUGGCUUUUCAACUUUAUCGGAUCCGAAGCUCUGGAUAGCGGAAACGGACCCGCCUUUCGAAUCGGGGCUGCCGACGCCGAUGCCGGGGCCACUCCUUCCAGGUCCCACGUCACCGGAGUUCUUCCGGCAAAAUUUGCAACGGGAAGGCGCUUGGGAAAAGCGCGCCUACCAUGCCUAGACUUGUGGUCUGACAUCAUCGGCGGCAUUCAAGAAACUGCAUUCAACCACAUUCACGCGGCGGCAUUCGUAGCUUACCACUACCACCAGUCAUCUCCCCGGUUGCGAACAGAACACCUGCCGCUGUCAAAUUCACCCCACCUAUCGUCUACACUACUCUCAACACCACCACCUCAUCUCACCGUUCUCCCCGAUAGACGGCAUCACCCAGCAACCAAAAUGGACGGACCAUAUGCUCGAGAAUUGGCAACUGCCAUUGCCGCCAUACAACACGGCGCCAAGCUUAGCCGCCGUGUUCUCGUCAAAGAUGACAAGGGCGUCGUGACAAAAGAGGAUCUCAGCCCAGUCACCGUUGCCGACUUCGCCAUCCAGGCCCUACUGACGAGCACACUGCACGCCGCCUUUCCCAACGAUAAAUUUGUCGGCGAGGAGUCCGCCGCUGACCUCCGCGAGAAUCCCAAGCUCCUCGAGUCUGUAUGGGCGCUGCUGCAGCAGGUCGAGAACGACAAGACCGCCGACUCAUUAUGCAAGCUGCCUACGUCACCAGAGGAGAUGUGCGACAUGAUCGACUGGUGCGGCCUUAGCGACCCAUCACCUACUGGCCGCUUCUGGGUGUUUGACCCCAUCGAUGGAACAAAGACCUUUGUGCGGGGUGAGCUCUACGCCAUCAACGUCUGCCUGAUGGAAGAAGGGAAGCAGAGCGUCGGCAUUGUCGGUCUGCCGCUACUCUCGGCCGACGCGAAGGCGCCCAUCAACAACGACUCCAUCGACCCCACCGGUACCGGCAGCAUCAUGUUCGCAGUCCGAGGGCACGGAACCUUCAUCCGGCCGCUUCCUGGCCCGAUCGACCUCGAGCCCACAAAGAUUCCCCGCCACGCCGACGUGGAUACGCAAUCCCUGGUGUCAGUGACAUGCAUUGAAGGCUCCGAAUCUGGGGCUCCGGGUAUCCACCAAAAAGUCGCCGAACGCCUUGGUGUAGCAUAUCCGGGCAACGAUCUGCUCGGCUGGGUUUUGCGGUGGACGGUUCUCGGUCUCGGUCAGGCGAAUUGCACGUUCUGGGCCUACAGGCGGCGUGACCGUCUCGCAAAGAUCUGGGACCACGCGGGCGCCAUGCUGCUUUUCGAGGAGGUAGGCGGGAAGGUCACCGACGUCGACGGCAACCCGGUAAAUCUCGUAGCGGGACGGAAGAUGAAGGCAAAUUACGGUUUCAUCGCGGCACCGCCGUCAGUCCACUCAAAGGUCCUCGAGGCAGUGAGAGAGACGCUGAAGGAGGAGGGUCUGCACGAGCUCUUGGGUUAG
Messenger RNA from Colletotrichum lupini, 2976 nucleotides. Its product is annotated as 3',5'-bisphosphate nucleotidase. Lineage: Eukaryota; Fungi; Ascomycota; Sordariomycetes; Glomerellales; Glomerellaceae. Bases 1 to 2976 code for a protein of 991 amino acids. Gene Ontology annotation, molecular function: 3'(2'),5'-bisphosphate nucleotidase activity. Gene Ontology annotation, biological process: sulfate assimilation. The transcript is spliced from 12 exons. The record is from RefSeq and is a predicted model, not a curated record.